This is a messenger RNA of Rubroshorea leprosula, 2357 nucleotides long. NCBI's taxonomy places the organism in Eukaryota, Viridiplantae, Streptophyta, Magnoliopsida, Malvales, Dipterocarpaceae. The record is from the annotation of a GenBank genome assembly.
AAAAAAUAGAAAAGGUGGUAGAGAACCAAGAUCUUUGUUGAUAGAGAGAGUUUACAAUGAAGAGAGAAUGAUGAUGAUAAAUAGUCCACCUCCUUAGGUUGAUCCUAGGGGUUCUCACUUUUUCAAUUGUGGCUAUCUCGUUAAAAACCUUAACUAGAAAAAACCCUGUGGGAUAAAAAAUCUAGUUUAAGGAAAAAAGAGUGCAGCCCAGGUUUUUCCUUCAUGAUUCUAGUGCAGUUUCCUCAUUAGAAAUUUUUUGAAAUUAAUUGUUCUGCAGAUUUAUGCUGAUUUGUUCAGGUCCUCGCUUGAUUUUUUCAUAUCUCCCCAGCUGUAUUUCUCAUAUUUUCUUCUUCUUGGCAGCUUUUUUUUAUGCAUGUGGCCCCCUUUGUAUGGUUUUUUGGUACGACAGGUCCUUUUGGUUCAAACCCCUAUUUCCUUGGGAUUUUAUGCAAUUUAUCCUUUUGGCUUUCAAAUGGGGCUUUCUUGGGUUUCCCGAUUCUUCUUUUUCUUUUUUGUUUAACUUCUUUUUGAUUUCUUUUUGUUUUCUUUCUUUUUGCUUUUUCGUUUUCUUCCUUUUGAGAAAGACUCCUUUGAUCUUGUAAUUUGAUUAGGCCGGUUGUCUUGUGAUGGCCAUUAAUCCUUCUGCUUUCAACUCUGUUCCGAUCCCUGCUUCUGGUUUUGUUUUGAUCUUUGCUUCCAUUGGUUCUUGCGUUUUCUUUCUUCUUCUUCACCAUUUUUUUGUUUUGAUGGAGGGGAAUCCUUCAAAAUCUACUGUUAUGGCUCCAGUUGCUCGGGAUAUUGUCGAGAUGGGGGUGGAUCCCAUUGUCAGAGUGAGCCUUUCUUCUUUCGAAUCCGAGUGUUUUGACGUUUUCCAUUUUCCUGGCUGGUUUGUGGUGAAGGAUGCUUUAUGUCAUGUAGAGGGGAAUCCCAUGACCCUUCCUUUUCCAAUGGAGGAGCGCUGCAUCCAAGAACAACACCAUCUUCAUCACCUCAAUCCUUCUAUCUUCGGUUCCUCCAAACGCUCCCCCAAUUCCAACUGCCGAGAUUGUGAAAGGAGGCGAGACAGGGAACACUGCUUGGGAUGCUACAAUUGCCAGCAUGAGGAGGAAGCCAAGGAGCGUGAGUGUGCGUGGUUGGAGAAAUUCGCAGAUCGAGAUCAUGAGAAGGAGUUGAAGGUCAUUAAAGAAGAGUAUAUUGGAUCAAAAUCCUCACAAGGCCCAGCUCAAGGGUUUCUAGCCGGAGUUGUUCAGAGGGAGCUGAGAAAGCUUGUUGCCAAGAAUAGUAAGGAUUGGGCAGCUUUUGAGGAUGCAGAGGAUUCUGUUAUAGCUAUUCACAGUUGGAGUAGUUUUGUGAAUGCGGAGGUUCUCAAGGUACCCCUUAUUCUCUAAAUGCUCAGUUUUUCAGACCUCUUGUUGAACCUGCAUAUAAGAACAUUUAUUUUUGAAAAAAUAUUUGGGUUGUACUGCUUUUAUUCUGUUCUUUAAAUUUGCUCAAGUUUAUGAUGCUGGUUCUCAUUAUCCAUCUGUUUUUCGCAAUUCAUUGGUACUUUGGAUUCCCGCUGCUUGCAUGCUAAGGUUGAUCUUAUUUAGAUACGAGGGAAGAGCAAAGGUAUGAUAAACUUGUGUUGUCAGUUUAAGAAUGCUAUGAUUUAUUAAAAAAGAAGAAAGUACUUAUAUCUUUUGUUGCUUUUGUCUUAAGUUGUCCAAUUCUGCUUAUCAACAAUUGAAUGAGCUAGCUUCAAAGAUUUUGCUUUAAAAAGCUCUGUUUCUAACUUGAGUUUUGGUCUGAAAUUUGCAUUAACCUUUGUAGCGCAUCUUGCAUAGCUUUUAUCAGGGUAUUUAUGUACAUCCAAAGCUUGCUCGCCGCCUUUUGCUUGGGUGUUUAUGUACACCCAAACUUACUUAUAGCUUUCGUUUGCCUAUGUAUCUUUUGCUUGGGUAUUUUAUGUACACCCAAACUUGCUCGCAACUUUUUGCUUGUCUAUGUAACUUCUGCUUGGGUAUUUAUGUACACCCAAACUUGCUCACAGCUUCUUCGCUUGCGUAACUUUUGCUUGGAUAUUUAUGUACAUCCAAACUUGCUCGCAGCUUUUUGCUUGUCUGUGUAACUUUUGCUUGGGUAUUUAUAUACACCCAAACUUGCUCAUAGCUUCUUCGCUUGCGUAACUUUUGCUUGGAUAUUUAUGUACAUCCAACUUGCUCGCAGCCUUUUUCUUGCAUUGGAUUUUGCUUUGUGACUUUCUGUCUCAUAACUCUUGUUAGACCUGUCCAUCUUGUAAUUGAAUUCCUCUGGUUGGAGCUUUUUGGCAUAUAUGGCCUUCUCCCAAAAGUUUCUCAAGAUAAAAGUUAGUUUUCUUA